This is a messenger RNA of Acanthoscelides obtectus, 4578 nucleotides long. The record is from the annotation of a GenBank genome assembly. NCBI's taxonomy places the organism in Eukaryota, Metazoa, Arthropoda, Insecta, Coleoptera, Chrysomelidae.
GACAAAUUUGGUUCUCAGUGUAUGCAUCGUCCUGAUGGAAUCUAACUGAAAAAAUAACACGUGAACUCCUGUACUAUAAGAGCGUUGCGGCGCAUGGCGCACGUCCUUCAGACAUCACCGUAUGACGCAGACUAUAAACAUUAAACAGGAGCAACCAGCUGAAUCGCUGCAUGAUUCACUAUUCCCCUCGCACCUCGCACGUUUCUGUACCGCCUUGCCCCUUGUCAUCCGUUCCACCGGUAGUAUCAGACUGCCACUAGUGGUGAACGCGUUUACAACUAACAAUAUCACAAGAAUACUUCGGUUGGUAUUUUGGAUUAGACUUACUUUAGUAGUGACUUGAUUUUAGUUAAGUGCUUGUGCCAGCAGUUGAAAAAUGAGAAUUAAAAGGCCUAGUUCCUGUCUAGUGCUCCGAUUUGUACCUGUUCCGCAACACAGAGAACACAAGGAGUUCCAUCGUAAACAUAAAGAAUUAGAAGAUGACCUUGUUUCUCCAAGAGUACCUGCUGCUACCUCUUGUCCAGUUCUAACGGAUCUUGAUUCCUAUCCUGUUUCAAAAGUGUUACCAUACCUAUACCUGGGUAACAGCAAAGAUGCUGCCGACUUGUCUUGCCUAAAAGAUUUGGGAACAACGUGUGUUCUCAAUGUAACCUCCCAGUCAUCAGGUUUUCAUAAAGAGAGGGGCAUCACUUACAAACAGAUUCCAGCUUCGGAUUCGGGACACCAGAACCUGAAGCAGUACUUUGAAGAAGCUUUUGAAUUCAUAGAAAAUGCAAGGAAGCAUGGAUCAAGAGUUCUUUUGCACUGCCAAGCAGGGGUUUCUAGGAGCGCUACCAUAGCAAUAGCAUAUAUCAUGAAGUACAAACACAUGUCAAUGGUAGAAGCCUACAAAACAGUUAAAGAGGCUAGACCUAUAAUAUCACCAAACUUAAACUUCAUGGGACAGCUAUUGGAACUGGAACAAAGCUUACGGAAUGACAGAAAUACAAAUCAGUGUUUACGGGAGAAUGUGACAGAAUCUAACAGAUAAGAUGUGCUAUUUUUAAGUUAAACACUCCUCUUUAUAAUGACCCGUCCUGGACCACAGUCCAGGUAGAAAUCUACUUUGAAAAGGUGUGUGUCUCAUAGAUGGCGCUGUAACCAACUAUAUGAGCAUAUAGUUGGCUCUGGGCCAUUUAUGAGAUACGAACACACAAUACCGGGCUUGUAGUGGAUCAGUAUGGGUCACUUCAGAGGGGUUUAAGACAUCAGCUUUGAAUAGCUGAGUUUCGAUCUAGUCUUUUAUGUUGGUAAAUUGGCUGUGUUUCAUUAGAUUUAUUUCAAUAAUGUAUUAGUGAUAGUCUAGGGACUGCAGUUUUUGUGUAGAGAGUGCAAGUAUUGUAAUUUUGGUAGACUAUAUUUAUCUAUGUAGAUUAGAUCAUAGGUACUGAGUUUGAUGGUCGAUAUUUCAGAUUCUCAGUGGAGGAAAAAAUAUAAAAACGGUUCGUGAAGGAACACCCCACUGAUAUAUGGAACGGUGGGGCCAGUAUCUGGCAACAUCGUGAAGUAUUUCGUUUAGAAUUUAAAAUGAAAUAAAUGUAGACAGUAAAAAUCUGACGAUGACGGUUAAAACCUUAGAGAAACUAUGAUUUGCUUUAAAAGACUCCUUAUUAAAAUACAUCAUUAAAUGUAACUGAAUAUUUGAAUCAGUAUAAAUGAUAAAAAAAUUGCACAUCACCUGACAAUAUAUUGAUUUUGUGCUCAUAGUUACGCUUGUAUACCUAAAUUUUAUAGUUAUAAAACAUUGGCUAAUCAUAAACAUAAACAUCACUCGGUGAGUUGGCACUUUUCUAACAGCAGAAUUUCUUCUGUUGUACGAUGCCACUGCUUUUAGAGCCUAAUAGAUGCACUAGUCACAUUCUUCAAUUUCCUACAUGCCAGAUUAUUAAAAACGAGAGUUUGAAAUGAGCAUUAAUGCCUUAUUGACUUCUUGGUCAGUCAAGUAGAACCAAAAUGACGCUGAAGUUGACAUCCUUAUUAUUAAGGUAUUUUUGAGAAAUUGAUGACACGCAUUCCGUGAUGCUUAAUCACGUAUUAGACAAAGCGAAAACUUCGCAUAAUUACGUUUGUUAAAUAUCACUUAACAUGAAUCGGCGGCAACCCGGAGCAGAAUUGCUUCAAACAAUUUUUAGACAAAUUACAUAAAAUUGAUUUUUCGCUCCAGACAGAAAUUUUAGGUUUUUUGGAUUACCCUGAACAAAAAAGGUUCUUAGUAACCGUACUAGAAUGUUGACCGUUUAUAAGUUUUAAGCAAUCUAAUUUCUGAAAAUCCCUAAAAAUGCCCAUUUCCAUUCCUUAAAAACUUGGCUGAAAGAUAUUGUUGUUGACGUUACCAUAUAUCUGAAUCAAAGCACAACGACCCCAAAGAGUAUUUUGUGCUUAGUUUAUUUUAAAAGAUAUUUAUUUAAUUGCCAAUGACGCGCGUCCCCUAGAGGGACGCCGCGUGGCCAUUUGCGUUAAUAUCAAAUAACAAUGCUUUAAAGCAGUGGUUACCUUACUUUUUUUCUCAUUGACUACUAUAAACAUUUUGCUGCCUUCAGUGUACCCCUCACCCUAUUACAUUUCGACCAAAUUAGAAAAGCUUUACAAGUGCGAAGAUUAGAUGUAUCGAUGCACAUUUUAAUAGUGGUAAAAGUAACAAAAAUAUUUUCUUAUAUCCUAUUUAUUUCUUACACAUUCACUACCAUACAUUUGCCAACACCGACCAAAAAGCAUAAGCACUAUACAAGGUACUAAAUUCGUGGCACAGUAGUUCCUCAGCCACAUAAAUCUAUAAUGCAGCUGUCAUAUCUCUAGCGCACAAGUUUUAUAAAAUUAUAACUAAGGAUUUAAAAAAAUCCAGAAAUUACUUCAAGAGACAUUGUAUAUUUAGGUCUGAAAUUUAUAAACUCGUGAAUUCGAACAUCAAGUAAAUAAAUACAUAAUCCACUGUGCAGUUGCCGUUUUUUAUAGUUUUUAUUCUACAGUUACAGCUGGAAAUUAUUGGUCCAUGCAUAGGCAAUGCCUCUUAUUGGGCCUGUUUUUAUUUUAUUUUUAUUUACCCAUGUUAUUUACUUGGUAAAAUGAGUGAAUAAAUAUUUUUUUAUGAAAAUAACAAAUUUAAUAGAGAUAAAAUUAAACAUUAAUAAAGUAAAAAAAACGCAACUUUUUCCGCAAUACAAUAGUGCAAAAAAUAUAAUAAAUCAGAAUUUUAUCAAUCAAUAUUUGGCUUCAGGUUUACAAAGAAUAAUCUCAAAUUUCCCCGGUCUGCAAUAUUAAAUCUGCUCCUUUUUUCUGUCAAUAUAUUUGUAACAACACUAAUUAAUAUCCGUUUCAAAUAGGUACGAGGAGAAAAACGCAUAUCAAACUUUACUCGCAGUUUCCCCAGAGCCCAUAAUAUUUUCGGGUAUUUCUGCCUGCUGCCAAACUGAUUGAUAGACUUUUUUAAAUUUCACCUUCAGCUCCUCAGUUCUAAGCUGGAGCAGCUCGUCUCGUAAUACUACAUUUGCCAUCUCAUCAAAUGGGUUUAUGAUCCUUGUAUUUCCAUCAUCACAAUAUCGUCAACUCUGUUCUUAAAGUCAUCGUGCAGGACAACUUUUGAAUAUCCUCAUCAAGAAAUUCUAACUGAAACAAGUUUGGAAACUUGUAGAGAAUAUCGAAUAUACAAAAGUUUGGACAAACCUAAAUGUCCCGGAAGCUAAGGGUGCUAGAAAUGCUUGAAUGGCGCGUCUCGUGGUGAAAGUUUUUAUGCAUCGAAGAUGGCCAUUCUGAGGGGCGUACAGACUUAAUUUAGCUUAUAACUGGAAAACGGUUGACUUCAGAGAAGAGUUACUAAGGAUCUUUUUUUGUUCAGAGUGAUCCACAAACCCACAAUGGGAGGUUUUCUGCUUGUCUGUAUGUGAGUGUCCAUGAUAGAUGGUCCAAUAUCACCGUGAAAAGACUGAUUUAUGAAUUUAAAAGUGAGUGUCACUUUCAAAUGAAAUUGUACAUAUCGACGAAAUGGCGAAAGUUAAUACCUACGUAAUAUUUAAAUAAGUCAUGGAAUAUGUGUAUCCCAGUAUAGCUUAGUCGUCAUUAUGUUUUUGUGUAAAAUUUUGGGAUAGUAUUCUAUUCACAAGUUUAGGGCGAUUGAGGAAGUUCGAUAUUGACUUUAUCCAAAAGUGUAUGCAUCAUUUGCCAAUUUAAAAAAAAAUGAACAGCGAAUACAAAAUUAACAAGUGAUAUUUUUAUCCUUUCGGGGCCUGUAUUUUCAUAGGGCAUUUUUGAAGUCAUGUUUUUCCAUUCGACAAAUUGAUCAUUAAUUAUGGGACAUUCUGUAUAAUCGACCUUUCUCUGUGUACUGCCUAAGUCGUAUACCAUUGUAUGUAUGUAUGUAUGUAGAUAAUUUAUUUAACAUUGACACAAAAUGUUUACCUUUUUGUAGUUAAUCAUUUGGCCCCAUUUAAUAUGACGUGCCUUCCUCACUAUCAGAUGUAUAUAGAUUUUUGAUUGUACAAAUAACGUUGGGCCUAUAUUAUUUAUGUGUAAUCUAUAUAUUAAUAAAGUGUUUGAUGCCUUGAA